GUGACGUGUGGGUUUCCUGAGUCUCUGCAGCAGACUCUCUGAAAGCAAAGCCUGCUCUCGCGUCUGGACAGGCCAGCCGUGUGUUUCAGCUGUGAUGAUGGCAAACCAAAGGGAGGAGAAGUUUAGGUCACAUGGUGCCGAAGUCAUUCUGAAAGUAUGCUAGCGGGGGAACUGCAAAGAGACGCUGCCAUGCCACCAGCAUCAUCUGAAGAGCUGCACACCCUUUUCUAGCAGGCAACAAGACGAGGAGCGAAAACAUGUCUGACCCGACAACUGAGUCCGACCCGACAACUGAGUCCGACCGACCACUGAGUCCGACCCGACCAGCCCCACCUUUAACACCACCUUCAUCACCACCUUCAUCACCACCGACUCCAGCUCAGGAACCACCAACAUGGACGUAGUCCAUGACAUCACGGCCGCCGACGGCCUGACCUCCAGAACCAACCAGGUGUACAGCGCCGUGGCGCUGCUGGGUUUCUGCGCCGGCUGCUUCGUGGUCUUCAGCUUCGUCCAGACCUUCCGGGCCCAGCGGCGGCUGGCCUGGCUCGACUGCCUCCUCUGGGUCUUCUGCGGCCUCCAGCUGCUGCUGCUGCUCCUGUCGCUCCACAUCGUGGCGCACCGACCCAAAUACAUGCCGAACUCGCCGCUGGGCUGCGCCGCGCUCUCCUUCGCCGUCAACGCCGCGUCUCUCUGCGGAGUUUUGGUCUUGGUGCUGAUGGCGUUCGUCCUCACGCUGGACCCGCCGUCCAACGCGCCGCUGCGGAAGCCGACGGUCUGCGCGGCGCUGGUGCUGCUGACCUCGAUGGCGGUGAGCCUGCUGCUGGCAGGGAUUCGGGGCCUGCCGCCGGGGCCGGACUGCGUCAUGGAUCCGGCCCCGGCCGGGGUCGCGUACGCAGCGGCGAAGCUUUCUCUGGCGGUUCUGGUUCCCUACGCCCUGCAGGUUGGACUCCUGGUCAGCGGCUGCGUCCGCCAGUGGCGAUCCAAAGGCCGCUUCCUGUCGGGCUCGGAGGACGGUCCGGUCUUCCUGAUCGUCACGGUGCUGGUGUUCCUCUGCCAGCUGUUCCACUGCGCGGCGCUGCUGCGGGCGGCCGGUCUGGUCCAGGACAGCCACCUGGAGCGGGCCUUCCUGACCGUGGCGGAGUGCGUCCUGUUCUCUGGCAGCAGCCUCAGCCUGCUGCUGGUGCUGCUGCUGCACCGGCCCAGCCGGGAGAGCCUGCAGGGGGCGCUGCGGCAGCUGCGGGACUGCUGCCGGAGGCCCGGCCGCGCUCAGCCCAACAGGAACAUCAUAGCGCCGCACAUCGAGAUCACAGACACGCUGUAGGACAUGUAGUCUGAGGCCGCCAUCUUUUUAAACCCGUUUCUGCAAACCGCAAGCGCAGAAGAAGAACGCCGACGUCACAGCGCGCCCUGUUUACGGAAGCGAUGAUGACCGCCGCCGCUCCGUCGAUGGAUUUUAAAGGAACUAUGAUGCAAACUUCAUGUUUUCCAUGUUUUUAUGUUUCCAUUGGGUUUCAACAAGGCCGUCAAUUUCUACAUUUAGAUUUUCACAUCGAUUGUUAGGAAAACUGAUCCAAGCAGAAUCAGAAGAUUAAACACUCUGGAUGUGAGUUUCUAUGCCUGCAGUUUUAUUUUUAUUUCUUGAAAGAUUGAAAAAUCUCAAA
Poeciliopsis prolifica (blackstripe livebearer) is the source of this 1664-nucleotide messenger RNA. RefSeq lists its product as uncharacterized. The transcript has 2 exons. The record is from RefSeq and is a predicted model, not a curated record. NCBI's taxonomy places the organism in Eukaryota, Metazoa, Chordata, Actinopteri, Cyprinodontiformes, Poeciliidae. The coding region runs from base 395 to 1324 and encodes 309 amino acids.